Molecule: messenger RNA, 3546 nt
Organism: Ipomoea triloba (trilobed morning glory)
Lineage: Eukaryota; Viridiplantae; Streptophyta; Magnoliopsida; Solanales; Convolvulaceae
Product: receptor-like protein EIX1
Exons: 2
Coding region: 3-3323 (1106 amino acids)
Molecular function (GO): protein binding
Source: RefSeq, a predicted model, not a curated record
UCAUGCUCUCAAAAACAAUAUUAUUCCUACAACCUAUGAGAAUGUUGUUUACUACUACUACUACUACGCUACUUCCCCCCUUUCUUUACCUUUUCGUUUUUGUUUGCUUGUCUUCUUCUGCUUUCACACAAAGAGUUGCAGCCAAAAACAACAUGAUAAGGUGUAUUGAGAGGGAGAGGCUUGCUCUUCUGGAUUUCAAACAAGGCCUUGUGGAUGACUAUGGCCUUCUCUCUUCUUGGGGAAGUGAUGAAUGUUGCAAUUGGUGGGGUGUUCACUGCAACAACAGCACUGGUCAUGUAACCAAGCUUGAUCUUCAUGCCCACUUAGAUGAUUAUGGUGAUCCAGUUGAACAACUGAGCGCCCACAAGGUUAGCCCAUCUCUACUUGCCCUGAAGCAUUUGAAUUAUCUGGACCUCAGUUACAAUGAUUUUCAAGGGAAUCGUUUCCCCGAAUUCAUUGGUUCCUUUAAGAGAUUACGUGUCCUGAGAAUUAUGAAUACCAGGUUCGCUGGUACAAUUCCUCCACAGCUUGGGAACCUUACUAAUCUUCGAGUUCUAAAUAUUUAUGAAGAUUAUUUUAAUUUGAAUUUGAAGAUAAAAAAUCUUGAGUGGCUCUCUCUUCUUUCUUCUCUGAGAUCCUUUUAUCUCACUGGUGUUGACAUUGAUUUAAUUGAGUCAUCAAAAUCCAGUGUCACCCUCCCUCCUUUCCUUGAGGAAUUACGGUUGUCAUUAUGCAAACUCCAUGGAUCUUUGCCAUUCUCACUUAAUUCUUCUUCUCCAUUUCUCUCCGUCGAUUUUUCUUACAACUAUAUGAGUACUUCUUCGGUAUUCCACUUGCUGCGCAAUGCAAGCAAAAAACUCACUAGCAUCGACCUGUCAGGAAAUUACUUUGCAGAUACCAUUCCUGAUCAUGCAUUUGGAGACAUGGAAUUUCUUAAGAGCCUUUAUCUGGAUUCUAUUAUCACGGAUCGAAUUCCAAAAUCUUUUUGGAAUUUAACUCAUCUACGAAUUUUAUCUAUGUGUGAUAAUCAAUUAAAUGAAUCAAUUGCUGAACUUUUCCCAAAGUUGCUCAAGGAUGCAGGGAAAUCUCUACAAAUCUUAGACUUAUCUGGGAGUAAAUUCACUGGUGAACUCCCUGCAGAUAUCAACACCAGAUUUACAUCUUUGAGAGAAUUGCGCGCAACAAAUAAUCAGCUAAAUGGAUCAAACUUCCGAUUACCUUCAAGUCUGGAAUAUUUAGAUUUGUCCAACAACAAAAUUAUAGGACAAAUUCCUGAUCUAUCACAUGCUUUGUCCUUAAAAGUGCUAGAUCUCUCUACAAAUCAAAUUACAGGACAAAUUCCUGAUAUAUCACAUGCUUUGUCCUUAAGAGAGUUAUAUCUCUCUAGAAAUCAAAUUACAGGACAAAUUCCCUGCCUAUCACAUGUCUUGUUUUUAAGAGUGCUAGAUCUCUCUCACAAUCAAAUUACAGGACAAAUUCCUGAUAUAUCACAUAUUUUGUCUUUAAGAGAGUUACAUCUCCAUGUAAAUCAAAUUACAGGACAAAUUCCCAAUCUAUCACAUGCUUUGUCCUUAAGAGUGUUAGAUCUUUCUGAAAAUCAAUUACAAGGGGACUUACCAGAAACUAUAGGCAAGCUAUCAAAGCUUAAUAGGUUGUAUGCCUCAUCAAACUCAUUGGAAGGAGUUGUAACUGAAGCCCACUUUUCAAACCUUACCGAACUUCAAGAGUUGGAUUUGUCCUUUAAUGUAGCCUUGUCUUUCAACAUGAGUAGUAAUUGGGUUCCUCCUAUUCAACUUUCCCUCUUAUUAUUAGCAAACUGUAAAAUAGGACCUCAAUUUCCAAAAUGGCUGCACACUCAGAAUAAUAUAGUUGAUCUUGAUAUUUCUUCAAGUGAUAUUUUUGAUAUAAUACCCAAUUGGUUUUGGAACUUCUCCCAGGGUUACAAGUACUUGAAUUUGUCAUACAAUAAGAUUGGUGGGGGAUUGCCUUAUUUACUAAAUGAGUCCCAUUCUUUUAAAGUUGUUGAUUUGAGUUCUAAUAAUUUUUGGGGCCCAAUAUCCAUAAAUCCCAAAGAUAUUUCUAUACUUCAUUUGUCAAAUAAUAAGUUUGUUGGGUCAAUUUAUUUCUUGUGUUCAUUUAUUCAAUCUCUUACUACUUCUAUUGACCUUUCAUAUAAUCAACUCUCUGGGGAGAUUCCUGAUUGUUGGAAUAAUAGUGCUUUUGAUUUAGUUGUUCUUAACCUUGCAAAUAAUAAUUUUUCUGGGAAGGUUCCACACUCUUUAGGCUCUCUAUAUUUUCUUCAAUCGUUGCACUUGCGAAAUAACAAAUUUAGUGGGGAAUUACCUUCCUCAUUGCAAAAUUGCACAUCACUGAGGGUUAUGGAUUUUGGUGGAAAUGAGUUUGUGGGUAAAAUUCCACCAUGGAUUGGAGAAUCUUUGACAAAUUUGCUUAUUGUUAGUCUUCGGCAUAACAAGUUUUAUGGGAAAGUGCCUUCAAGUAUUUGUCAUCUUCAUAGCAUCCAGAUCUUGGAUCUUUCUGAAAACAUACUGACUGGGGAAAUUCCACAUUGCUUCUACAAUUUCACUUUUAUGAUGAAAAAUAGUAGAUCAAUUGGAAAUGCUAUAAGAUAUCUUAAUAAUACCUCAGGUGGAAGACUUAAUUCCUAUAUAGACAAUAUUUUGAUUCAGUGGAAAAAUCAAGAUAGAGAAUAUAGAAAGCAAUUGGGACUCUUAAAAAGUAUUGACCUUUCAAGCAAUCAAUUGAUUGGACAUAUUCCUAGGGAACUUUCUUCUCUCAAAGGAUUAAUUUCCUUGAACCUUUCAAAAAAUCAUUUGAUUGGAAAAAUAUUUUCAACAAUCUAUCAGAUGGAAAAUUUGGAAGUCCUUGAUCUGUCUAGGAAUCAAUUAUCCGGUGAAAUUCCAAUAGGUCUUGCUCGUCUGAAUUAUCUUGAUGUUCUUGACUUGUCGAACAACUUUUUAUCCGGCAAAAUCCCAUCUGGCACUCAGUUGCAAAGUUUCAAUGCUUCUUCCUAUGCCGAAAAUAUUGGAUUGUGUGGGGACCCACUUUCCAAAUGCUCUGCAUAUAUUCCUCCACAAAACAAAAACAAUGACUUUCAAGAAGGUGAUAAUUUUCUGGAUCGAGGGUUUUAUAUAUCCAUGGUGUUAGGGUUCUCUCUCUGCUUUUGGGGAAUUGUAGUCACUUUGAUGCUCAAAGACUCUUGGAGAAUUGCAUACUAUGAGUUCUUGAAUGAUGUCAAAGAUUGGCUAUAUGUGAGAAUGAAGAUCUAUUUGGUCAGGACGCAAAGAAAGCUUAGGCGCAUAUGAUGAUUUGAUGAAGCAAUAAAAGAUUGAUUAUGUGCAAAUUGGGAAUGAAGAAUUUGUAUGGAGCACUCAUUCUGUUUGAAGAUGUCUGUUUCUUGCAUUUGAUUUAGAGGAACUCACAAAAGUUUGUAUUUAUAUUUUCAAUAAAUCCUAUUUAUGUUACUAAAAUACUAUCUAUUUUUCGCAUUCUCAUAGAAUAUAUAUUUUAUCAUCAUCUUUAACUUUC